CCCCUUCUCAAUCACCACUUCCUCAACUUCACAAUCAGGCAGCUCUUGGCCGUCGCAGUUCUUUGCUUGCAGCAAGAACAGUUCAGCGGCGAGAGCGCUCCUCGCCUGCAUGGCGGCGCGCAACAGGCCCCGCGGCGGGCCACUCAAGGACGAGUUCGACGAGGAAAGAUCACUCUGGAACCAAAUCCGAGCUGAUGCACGGCGGAUAGACCAACUCCUGGCGCAAUCCGAUGCAUGUGAGAAGAGGAUCACCGAGAUACGAGCCGAUCAAGAUACUCGCAUAGCCCGCGGUGACGCGCCUUCCGACCGCCUAGACGACGAACUCGAGGAGAAGCUGCGGGAAAACAUCCGCCUGACGGAACAGAUCGUCAAGCAAGUCAAAUCCGGCGAUGGCGUCGACGACAUCUGCACGCAGAUCAGCAUUCUCUCCGCACUCCGCAGCCCAGAAGACCUCCCCACCUCUUCCGCCUCGCGCGCAACCAGCGUGGGCAAGUCCCAACGCGACCGCCAAGGCAAGCGCAAGCUCACAGACGUGGAAGACCGCGACGUGGCCGUGGAGAGUUCCGGCGGGCCCAGCCCAAAGGUCGUCAUCAGUCAGAAAGACCGACUCGUGGCGAAGUCGGCAGGGAGCAGAGCAGGAUCGGUGCCGGUCAGGGAGGGCAGCGUCAAGGCCGAGGACGACAAGGACGAUUCGAACAAGGACCCCAAACCCCGCCUAACCCCCACAACCGAAGUCCUCUACCGCAACACCAAGCAACGCGCCUCGGCAGAAGGCGAAGGCAUCCUCUGCCGGGUAACCUCCGUAAUCGGCGAGGGAAAACAACGCCGCUACGAGAUCAUCGACGCGGACCCCGACCCCCCGACCCCGUCACAGCCUUACCGCGCCUCCGUCAACCACCUCGUUGCUAUUCCGCCCCCGGCCUCCAAUCUCACGGCUCAGGAUCUGGGGAAGGGCAGGAAUGUUCUCGCGCUUUAUCCCGGGACGACGACGUUUUAUAAGGCGGAGGUUGUGGCUGCUUGGAGGGCGGCGGAGGGGAGGGUUAAGAGGGAGGAGGAGGGGGAGGGGAGGAGGAAUUUGGUUAGGCUUAGGUUUGAGGGGGAGGAUGAGGCGGAUCGGGAGAUGAGUGUUGAGAGGAGGUAUGUUUUGAAUGAUAAGUGA
Dothidotthia symphoricarpi CBS 119687 is the source of this 1159-nucleotide messenger RNA. RefSeq lists its product as uncharacterized. The coding region runs from base 110 to 1159 and encodes 349 amino acids. NCBI's taxonomy places the organism in Eukaryota, Fungi, Ascomycota, Dothideomycetes, Pleosporales, Dothidotthiaceae. The transcript has 4 exons. The record is from RefSeq and is a predicted model, not a curated record. Gene Ontology annotation, cellular component: SAGA complex.